Messenger RNA from Xylaria bambusicola, 957 nucleotides. Its product is annotated as WD-repeat protein pop3. Gene Ontology annotation, cellular component: TORC2 complex; TORC1 complex. Gene Ontology annotation, molecular function: protein binding. The record is from RefSeq and is a predicted model, not a curated record. The transcript is spliced from 5 exons. The coding region runs from base 1 to 957 and encodes 318 amino acids. Lineage: Eukaryota; Fungi; Ascomycota; Sordariomycetes; Xylariales; Xylariaceae. Gene Ontology annotation, biological process: regulation of actin cytoskeleton organization; TOR signaling.
AUGUCUGUCAUACUUUGUACAGCUGGUUAUGAUCACACGAUCAGGUUCUGGGAGGCGCUUUCGGGCAUCUGUUCACGCACAGUGCAGCACUCCGACUCUCAGGUCAACCGUCUCUGUAUCUCUCCCGACAAACGCUUCAUCGCUGCUGCGGGUCACCACUCCGUCAAACUCUUCGAUAUAAAGUCUACGAAUCCGAAUCCAGUAUUGAGCUUCGAGGGCCACACGGGGAACAUCACCGGCGUCGCCUUCCACUGCGAAGGAAAAUGGAUGGUUACUAGCUCUGAAGAUGGGACCGUCAAGGUCUGGGAGACGCGUAAUGCAACUAUACAAAGAAGCUACAAUCAUGGCUCCGCUGCCAACGACGUCGUCAUUCACCCUAACCAAGGCGAGAUCAUCAGCUGUGAUCGUGGCGGCAGCGUGCGCGUCUGGGAUUUGGCCGAGAAUAAUUGCUCACAUCAACUAAUUCCCGAAGAAGAUGUGGCGGUCUCGAGCGUAACCGUCGCCAGCGAUGGCUCUCUCCUCUGCGCCGCAAACAAUGCGGGCAACGUCUUCGUUUGGUCACUGCUUCAAAGUUACGAUCAUACACAACUUGUUCCCUUGACCCAAUUUUCGGCGCACAAGGACUACAUCACCCGAAUUCUCCUAUCCCCAGAUGUCAAGAAGCUCGCAACUUGUUCUGCAGACCACACCGCCAAAAUCUGUGAAACAGAAACACAUUCAAUGCCUAAUGGAGAUGGUGAACCAAAGCCCUUUCCUCUCGAGGCCACAUUAACAGGCCACCAGCGCUGGGUUUGGGACUGCGCCUUCAGCGCCGACUCGGCGUACCUGGUGACGGCGUGUAGCGACCAUUACGCACGACUAUGGGAACUAGGCAGCCAGACCGUCAUACGCCAAUAUAACGGCCACCAUCGAGGCGCUGUCUGCGUCGCACUGAACGACUACUCGGAGGCUAGAUAG